Carlito syrichta (Philippine tarsier) is the source of this 3792-nucleotide messenger RNA. It is a transcript of the gene ST8SIA3, whose product is annotated as ST8 alpha-N-acetyl-neuraminide alpha-2,8-sialyltransferase 3. Lineage: Eukaryota; Metazoa; Chordata; Mammalia; Primates; Tarsiidae. The record is from RefSeq and is a predicted model, not a curated record. Gene Ontology annotation, molecular function: alpha-N-acetylneuraminate alpha-2,8-sialyltransferase activity. The transcript is spliced from 6 exons. Gene Ontology annotation, biological process: oligosaccharide metabolic process; N-glycan processing. Bases 1 to 1491 code for a protein of 496 amino acids.
AUGGCAGGGCAGGGUCAGCCAAAUGAAGAGACCAUGUCAGAAGGCAGGAUAACAAAGAAGGGGAGAGGUCACUUUCUUUGUGUUCAAAUAUCCUCGUCAAAAGCUAACCAGGAGGAGAAAGGGGUACAGAAGCAUCCUUUAAUGGCAGACCUCUAUUCUGAAGAAGGAUCUUUCAUGCCCCAGGCCCCCGGGGACCUUCUCCCGCGACCCUUCCCCUGCCGCCACCGCUGCCUCUCCGGGAUCCCGGCAAUCCCUCCCCCUCCCGCCGCCCCCCGCGGGCAGCGGGCCUCCGAAGGGCGCCUCCCCCGCCCGGCUCCAGUCGCCGCCAGGCGCCGGGCCGGACCGGGCGGGCUCCGGGCACAGCUUGGCGCAGCUCCUCGAGAGCCCCCGCCCCUACCUGCGACCCUAGGAGCUCUCGCAGCAGGGCCUCCUGACGGGCAGGUGGCAAGCACAAACGGCCACCUGUGGUCCGGGGCGGGCCGGAGGUGUGGAACCUGGAGAAAGCCCCACCCGGGCAGACGGGCGGAGUCACAGUUUGCGCUGAAGUUUCUAGACCCGUCAUUUGUGCCCAUCACGAAUUCCCUCACCCAGGAACUCCAAGAGAAACCGUCUAAGUGGACAUUUAACCGGACAGCGUUUUUACAUCAAAGGCAAGAAAUUCUCCAGCAUGUCGAUGUAAUAAAAAAUUUUUCUUUGACCAAGAAUAGUGUUCGGAUUGGACAACUCAUGCACUAUGAUUAUUCCAGCCAUAAAUAUGUCUUCUCUAUUAGCAAUAACUUCCGAUCGCUGCUCCCAGAUGUGUCACCCAUUAUGAAUAAGCAUUAUAAUAUUUGUUCUGUGGUUGGAAAUAGUGGGAUCUUGACAGGGAGCCAGUGUGGACAAGAAAUAGAUAAGUCAGAUUUUGUUUUCCGUUGCAAUUUCGCCCCUACGGAGGCUUUUCAAAGAGAUGUUGGAAGGAAAACCAACCUUACCACCUUCAACCCCAGCAUCCUGGAAAAAUAUUACAACAAUCUUUUGACCAUUCAGGACCGUAACAACUUUUUCCUCAGCUUAAAAAAGCUUGAUGGGGCCAUCCUUUGGAUCCCUGCAUUUUUCUUCCACACUUCAGCAACUGUUACCAGAACAUUAGUUGACUUUUUCGUUGAACACAGAGGUCAGUUAAAAGUCCAAUUGGCUUGGCCUGGAAAUAUAAUGCAACAUGUCAACAGGUACUGGAAAAACAAACAUUUGUCGCCCAAACGGCUGAGCACAGGUAUCCUUAUGUAUACCCUUGCGUCAGCAAUUUGUGAAGAGAUCCAUUUGUAUGGAUUUUGGCCUUUUGGAUUUGACCCCAACACAAGGGAAGACCUUCCAUACCAUUACUAUGACAAAAAAGGAACCAAAUUUACCACCAAGUGGCAAGAGUCCCACCAGCUGCCUGCUGAGUUUCAGCUGUUAUACCGAAUGCAUGGGGAAGGGCUCACCAAGCUGACUCUGUCACACUGUGCCUAAGAACUCCACACGGAAAGUGCCAAGCGGCUGUUUAAAAAGUGCCCCGAGUCCAAUUGAAUAGUCUCCAGAAUAGAACCCUAGAGAAUGUCUUAUAAGGAUUGUCUGCCAUUUGAAAGGAAAGACGUCUUUUCGCUCUCUUUUGCACUGCUCUUUUAAGAGUUCUAGCAGACUUAGCAGGACAGAUGCGUUGAAGCCACAUGAUUUAAACUUGAUUGAAAAAGGAAAUGUUGCGUUUGGAACUAUGCUGCUAAUGAAAGGGUUUGAGGUAUUUUCAAGUUUGUAUUUUCAUAAUAAACCGCUUCCCUUUUUAGGGGGAUUAGAGCUCUGGUUUCUGCAGCUCUGCUCAGACAUGGUCCUCGUAAUCAGAGGCCUCUGGUCGGCUGAGGCAAGAUCUCAGUUUUGCCAGUGGGAUCGAACUCUUCAAGAUGGAAACAUAAAAAAACUGGUUUGCUUAUCUCAUCUCUCUACCUAUCUCCAUCUCGAUCAUCUCUCUCCCUCUCCCUGCAACCAUUCCUUGCCCUACCACUGUGGAGUUUAAUAAUUUGCUAGGAAUUCUAUCGAAUUAGCUUUGCUUGUAUGUGUUGCAUUUGUACUUGGUGUGUUUAAGGCUCUGGGUAACUUUGACGUUUCGUGGCAAACCGAGUAAGUUAGAUGGAUUCCCUCAUGAUUCCUUUGGCAAGAAAUGCCUAUUAGGAAAUCCUCACUCGUUCAUACGUCACUCGGCAGCAGGGUGGUCCCUCUGUGGUGAGUGGCGCAUCUCUCACAAUCACAAGGUCGAAGUCGUGGGUGGCACCGCCUCUCUCCACAUAGGUGCUGUUAUGGCAAAUGAUAGCACUGUGGCCCCAUCUGCAAGGGCAUUCUAGCCUAGGCUUCGUCCCUCCCAUAAUCCCAGCCCAAGCACAGAGCUGGGCAUUCUCUCAGAAUAUAGAGGCAACAAGUCAGCUUAAGACCCUGGGACACGUAAAGGACAGGAAGAGGAAUGUUUAGAAGCUAUCAUGAAAUCCUGUAGAUCCCAAAGUGUUGUAGUCAUGUUACCCAUUCAGAGCCUUUGAGAACCAGCAGGGAUAGAGUGGAGCAGAAGCUUGGAGGUUGGCCAGGCCAGGCCCCCAUGAAUAGUGCAGAGGUGAAGUCAUUUUCAGUACCACUGUGUCUGCCAUCACCAAUCCAGAGCCAUUUGUUCUCUUCGAGACAAUUGUAGACACUGGAUUGUCCCUCUGUCCCCUGAAAUCAGAGCCAUGCAUCUACAAAUUAAGCAUUUUGUAAGAAAAACCGUCCUGUAGUGGCAAGAUUUGGCCCUCAAUAGCCCUUGAAAUUUGAGAUGUAUGUGGACCUGCCGGGAAGGAAUUAGUUGACCAUUUUCUUUUUCCUAAUUUCAGCCUUAAGAAGAGAAAUCACAUUAAUCCCAUCCUUGGCUUUUUACUGAGCAGCACUUUGUUCUUCUAAUUCAGCCCAAAGUCUGGCCAAGUUGAUGUUAAAUUUUAAUAAGAGUUUGUUUCUUCUUUCCAAAUGCCAGUCAAGCAGAUUUGUUAUGCGUUUGAGCACAAUAGCCUGUUCUUUUCUAAAAAUCUUAUCUAGGUUGCUUGCAACAUGAGAAAUACUGUUUAAAAGAUUGCUGUAGUUCAGUAAUCAGCUCACUACUCCUUUUUGCGAAGACACGAUCAUGCCUAAAAUUCAACCAAGUACAACAAGGAAAGACACAGUCCUUAUGCUUAUGUUCUGCCUGUCCUAAAGCCGUCUUGUUCUUUUUAGAAGGCUACUUAAUUAGAGCAACUUAUAUAGACCCAGAUAUUAACUAAUGAAAGAAAAACCAGGUUCCAAUGUGUCACCAAUUGUGACAUCCCGUAUGGUAUAAUUAUAAGAGGAGGUAUUAAAAACAUUUUUAAGUCCAAUGGUAUAAUUUGAUGGGCAUCAAAACUUUACCAUGUUUGUUCCCUGUCUCUUUAAAGAGGACAGUACUACUGCUCUCAUGCUGUGCUCUGUUAGGGUCACUGAGAAAUUUAGAACUGACGGUAGUGUUUGGUUGACUGCUCCUAAGCACUUAGUUCAUUCAUUUGGUUACAGCUGAAUGAUAUUAAUGCCAAUAUUAUGUAGGCUGGAUUCUGACUCUGAAGUCUUAACCCAAUGUGCCUAUUAGUUUUUGCUAAAUAGAAAUGCAUAGACACUUUUAACCAAGCAGGUUAAAAGAGCAAAAGACCAGAAUCCUUAAAAAGUUAAUUGUUCCGUAGUAGAAGAUUUCCAUUUUAUCUCACCAUAAUGUCAAGGUGUUUUGUUUGCUUUUUUUUUUUUUUUUUGAGUUGGAGC